Monodelphis domestica (gray short-tailed opossum) is the source of this 4215-nucleotide messenger RNA. RefSeq names its product platelet activating factor acetylhydrolase 1b catalytic subunit 2 (gene PAFAH1B2). Gene Ontology annotation, molecular function: platelet-activating factor acetyltransferase activity. Lineage: Eukaryota; Metazoa; Chordata; Mammalia; Didelphimorphia; Didelphidae. The record is from RefSeq and is a predicted model, not a curated record. Gene Ontology annotation, cellular component: cytoplasm.
UGGCAGGCGGGAAGCGGAAGUGGAGGCGCUGCUACUGGUGGUGCUGGGGCCGGAGGAGGGACGCGCCUGAGCGGGGCCGACGGGACCGAGCGAGAAACAGACGCGCCCACCCGCCGCCGCCGCCUGGGGCCCUUUCGGACCCUCCGCCUGAGUGAGUGCAGCUGGGGUUGUGGAGUCCGGCCGGCCAGCCGGCCUGGAGGAUUGGGCGGGGGCGGCGCCUUGUUAUUGUGUAGAAUGAGCCAGGGGGACUCAAACCCAGCAGCUAUUCCACAUGCAGCCGAAGAUAUUCAAGGAGAUGAUCGAUGGAUGUCUCAGCACAACAGAUUUGUCCUGGACUGCAAAGACAAAGAGCCUGAUGUCCUGUUUGUGGGAGACUCCAUGGUGCAAUUGCUACAGCAGUAUGAGAUAUGGCGAGAGCUUUUUUCCCCUCUUCAUGCAUUGAAUUUUGGGAUUGGUGGUGACACAACAAGACAUGUCUUAUGGAGACUGAAGAAUGGAGAACUGGAGAAUAUUAAACCUAAGGUUAUCGUUGUUUGGGUAGGAACAAACAACCAUGAAAAUACAGCAGAGGAGGUAGCAGGUGGUAUUGAGGCCAUUGUACAGUUGAUUAACACGAGGCAGCCACAGGCCAAAGUCAUUGUACUGGUAUGCAGCCCUUUGGGUCUUCUCCCUCGAGGUGAAAAGCCCAACCCCUUGAGGCAAAAGAAUGCCAAGGUAAAUCAGCUCCUCAAAGUCUCUCUGCCCAAGCUUGCCAACGUUCAGCUAUUGGAUACAGAUGGGGGCUUUGUGCACUCAGAUGGUGCCAUCUCCUGCCACGACAUGUUUGAUUUCCUACAUCUCACAGGAGGGGGCUAUGCAAAGAUCUGCAAACCUCUCCAUGAACUGAUCAUGCAGCUGUUGGAGGAAACGCCUGAGGAGAAGCAAACCACACUUGCCUGACUGGCUCCCAUCAGUGUUAACAGCAUCAUAGCCUCAUCUGAUCAGUUAUAUCACUGGCACUACAGAAUCCUUCUCUUUCUUAAAGCACUUUCCAUUUUAGAAUGUUCCUGGAUGUCCAUAUCUAGUGUUUGAAGGGGAGAGGGGGUGGGGUUUAAACUGGUCUUGUACAUAAAAAGGUUUGGUUUAACUACAAAAAAAAUAGCAAAGGAAGGUUAUUGUUUUUAAAAUAUUCUUCAGUUGAAACCAGAACAGGACUUUUUUAGUUGUUUGUGUGAUGCUCAACAUUAUUACUGUUUGUUCUUCCCUAGGACCAUAUCAGCCUAAGUAAUGAACAAUACCCAAAUCCCUUCUUAUUCUUCGUUUUCUAUGGAUUAUGUAAUAUGUAAUAAUUUAGCUUGUUAACAGAAUCACAUUCCACUUUACUUAAAAACAGAUGUUUUUUUCCCAGUUUUAAAGGUUUGUAUUUUAGUUUUUUUUAUGUGACUCAUGUUCUGGAUUUUUUUUUUAACCUGUAGUGCCAUAUUGAACAUAAUUGGCAUUCAGAAAUAGGAGAUGCUACAGGUAGUAGGGAAUGUGUUCUGCUCUUUUAAUCUCCCUCUUGUGCUUCUUUUAUAAGAUCCUAGUUGUAACUGUCAGAUUUUUGCCCUAGUCUUUGGGAAACUUUGGAAGAUUUUAUUUUUUAUGCUGCUGAAUAUCAUGUCUCUUAAUGGACCCACUCUUGCAUUUUCUCUCUCCCCUCCCCAUUUUUUGGUCCAUGUUGACAUAUGUCAUUACAAUAUUUUAACAGUUCUUUUCGUCUAAGAGCUCUCUUUGCUCACAAGUGUGAAUCUCCAGACAGCUGUUCCCAUGAUAACAUUACUGGCAUCUCAUUCUUGUGUAGUGUUCUGUGCCGUUGAGAUUCUGUGCAGUGCUAUCCAUGUUCCAAGUUCUGAUUUUUAAACAUUUUUUUUAGAAGGAUCUGUCAUUCCCUUAAAAAUCUGUUAUUUUUUCCCCUUGGGGGAAAAAUGAGUAGUUUCCCUUUCUACAAAACCUAAAAAUAUUUAAAGCCUUAUCAGGUCUUAAGUUGUAUAUUUUUGUUUAUUGGUAUUAUUUUUACAGAUGACUUAUUCCAACAGAAAUUGACCUUUACAAAACAAGAAGCAAGUAUAGUUUGCUUUGUAGAGAAUCUUUCCUUCCUUGCUUCAUAUUCUAAAAAGAGAAUUAGGUUGGUGUAAAUCGUAGGGUUCCUUAUGAAUGUAUUAACACAUUAUCCCCUCCUCCCAAGAUCUUUUCGUAAGUGGGCUUGAUAUAUUUUUCAGUUUGCCUGAGAAAGAAGGAAAGGCUUUUAAAGGGGGGGGAGGGAUGGGGGGAGGGAAAAUAUAGCUAAGAGUUCACUGUAUACCUAUGGGAAAUAUACAAACUGGAAUUAUAAAAAAAAAGAACAAAACUUUAAACUGGACUAGGUGUUUAUUGCAGUAACAGUUACAGUCUGAUUUAUUCUAUGCUGCAGUGAUUGAGAUUACUAGGAUCCAAUAUCUAACCAGGAGGACGUUCAUAUAUGGUCUGUGCUUUGCUUUUAAAGCAAGUUACUGGUUUGGGUGUAAGCAUUAGUGUAACCCACUUUUGUUCAGUAGGGAAAGAAAGGAUUUGGGAGGUUGUUUUUUCCUCCAAACCUCCUGUGAUUUAAGAGUCUCAGUUGAAGUUUUUAAUGCUUUUUUUACAACUUUUUUAGUGGUAUACAUAAUUUUCCCAUUGCAUCGUGCAUUUCCUCACAGAAAACAUACAUGCUGCUCAUAUAGAGCUUGUCUGCUACGUUAAAAUUUCCCUUUAAUCUUGCUCAUGUCCUAAGGUAAUUCAAAAGAGGCCUUGCUUUAGUUGAGGCAUAGUUUGGGGGUUUAGGGUUUGACUAGAAGCUACCCAGGGCUGUGUCUUGCUCCUGUCUGAUUAAGAAGACAUCUUACUAUCCCUUAUCUCUUUUUAGAAUGUCACCUGGUGGCAGUACAAUCCCAGUUUUAACUAAAUUACACGUUAUAGCAUGUGCACUAGCUUCUUCCCCAAGGGGUCACUUCAUUUCUUAACACUGCAUUUCCUUUUCCUUCUGUGUAUGCCCUCUCUGGUAUUAGUACAUUUUAAAAAUCACCAGAGCUACUGGUCAUCAUGGCAGUAAUAUACAGUCUUAUUGCCUUUUAAGUAGAAAAGGAGAAUUAUUUUGUUCCUUUGCUAACAUCCAGCUAUUAAGUUCACUUUCUUUUCUUGCCAAGUCUUGUUUCAUUGACAGAAAAUCUUGUCUUCUGUUCUUUUAGCAAUGCCCUAAUUUCUUGGAGGGAUAGAACUUGAUGUUUAUGUUCUGAACUCUGCUCCCUCUUCUGUGAUUCUUUUUAUAAAAAGCUCUAAUUUAUUGUUUGAGUAAAAUGUGCACUGCUAAUUGUAAUAGACUGACCCAUUCUUCAGGCAGCCAAGCAAAGGUGUCCUUAACCUCUCUCCCUGCCAGUUUUCACUUGGAAUUCUCCAACUGUCAUUCUUGCUAUCAUGUGUGCUGCCCAACUUUGCCAGGCAUUCUCUUCUGUAUUGAGCCAACCAGUCCAAACAUAUCUAUCUGAACAUAUGAAGUCCUUAUUCAGUCUUGCUCAUUGAGGUUCAGUGCUACCUGGGACAUGGGUUAUUUAUCUAACAGCCAUAAGCAGUGCUUAGGCCACUUUCUUACAUCUUCUCCCAACACUUUAGGUUAUCCACUUAAAUGAGGUUUCGCAAAAGUUCCUCAAACCAGUGAAACAAAUGAAAACUGGAGGUGGCCUCUGUCCUUCAUCAUGUCCUUUCAUUUAAAAAAAAAAAAAUCUUAACUGGCUGUGAAAACCCCCAACCCUUUUUUUUUUUUUAACCUAGUCACUGUUUACAGCUGUGUGCUGAAGCCUGAAGUAUUGUCUGUACUGUGGUGUGUGAGCAUUGCCAAUUUUAUAUUUAUUGCAAUGAAGAAAUUGAAAUGGUGUGGAAAUGAGGAGCAUGUCUGAGCUCUUAAAUCUGUAUGGAUACAUGUGGGAGAACUGAGGUGGGGCCACCAGGGAAGAAGGUUUUUUUGUUUUUUGUUUUUGUUUUUUUUGAGAGAGAGAGAGAGAGAUUGAGAUAGAGAGAGAGUUUUCCUAGCUUCUCCCUGAUGUUCCUGCUUAGGAAACACCGCUGCUAGCUGACUGGACCUCCCCAAGGGAAGUUUGUGAUUCUGCUUUGGCAAAGUUGCAUUGACUGGUAGAAAUCACUCUGUUUUAGUGCAGAUUUCAAUAUAAAUGUAAACAUUUCAUCCAA